AGCAGUCGAAUGUAGACGGCAACGGCAGUCUAUCAUCUAUCGGGCAGUCGUAAUCAGUCGUUUGCGAUCUCCGACGCGGGUCGGUUGUUUCAGCGUUUUCAGUUCGCGUCGUACGUAGCUACUGCGAUACGGAUAUCGGCGAAGUAAAAGUGAAUUUAUUUUAACUUUUGUUUCCUAAAUAUUAUGUGAUAUUUAUUUUUUAUUUUAUGGUUUAAUUUGUUUUUGUUUUUAUUAAGUGAUUUAUUUAUUGCGACGGCGAUUUUAUCACCGGGAAUCGAUUCCACCGAGCUGGGUCAUGUUUAUUCAUCUUCACUUGCAUCACUGACUCGCCACCAUCAUUCCGAAGUCGCGUCAGAAGACACCAAGAUGUACACGCAAACGAAGAGAUAAAAAGUACCACAAGGACAAAAGUCCCACCAUGUUCUCCCUUGCUGAGGGGUGUGGUUGCGUCAGCUUUCGAGGGGGGAGACGAACUCGCUCCCAAGCCGAUGAUUCGUCAUCUUGCAGAAGUUCCGAGUUGGAACAAGAAGUGCCAAAGAGGCUCGGAAAGAGGGUACUUAACGGCGAAUGCACCAUGAAAGCUUUAGCUCCAUUCCUGAAGUUUUGGCGAAGGGAUGACGUCAGCAUGACUAAAGCUGAGAGAACCAUGAAAGCGGCCAUCCUGAUUCAGCAGUGGUAUAGAAGAUACUUAGCGCGUAUGGAGGUUCGUAGGAGGUACACUUGGACCAUAUUCCAGAACAUCGAGUACGCUGGCGAACAAGAUCAAGUCAAGUUAUAUAACUUUUUCAACGCGCUAUUGAGCCACAUGAGGGACACCAGUGGGCGUCCCUCGUCGGAGAGAACCUCAAGGACCGCUUCUGUUUUGGAACAAGUAUUUUCGGAGGAGUCAGACGAAGGCGGGGGAGUGGACGAGACGGCGCCCCCCAAGCCCGCGCGCGGACCUGACAUAGAGUUUCCGCUACAACGAAAGGAUAUUGACCUACUGAUUGAGGCAUUUAGGAAAAAGAAGCAUCGUUUACACCCAAAACACGUGGCGCAAAUAUUAAAGGAGGCGACCCAAGUACUGAAGAGAUUGCCUAACAUUAAUGUGGCAACGACAUCCAUUUCCAGCCAGAUAACCGUGUGUGGAGACUUGCACGGGAAACUUGAUGAUCUACUUGUCAUAUUCCAUAAGAAUGGUCUGCCGUCGCCCGAAAACCCAUACAUAUUCAACGGAGACUUUGUAGAUCGCGGCAAAAAGGGGCUAGAAGUGUUCCUUCUGUUGUUGGCAUGCAUGUUGGCGUUCCCGGGCGGUGUUUACCUAAACCGCGGUAACCACGAGGAUCUUAUUAUGAAUUCUAGGUACGGGUUUAUAAAAGAAGUUCAUAUGAAAUAUCGGCACAAUGCAGAGCGUCUAUUGAAACUGAUCGAGUGUGUAUAUCGCUGGCUGCCUCUAGGCACGAUAAUUAACAACAGAGUGUUUGUAGUACAUGGCGGCAUAUCUGAUACCACCGAUCUUGACAUGAUACGCAGUCUUGAACGCGACAAGUACGUAUCUCUCCUGCGGCCACCUGUCAUCGAGGGUUCCACCGCUGGCGCUGAGGCCAUAGACAAAGUGGAAUGGAAACAGGUAUUCGAUAUAUUGUGGUCUGAUCCACAAUGUAUUGGUGGAUGCGUGGCCAACGCUCUUCGGGGCGCAGGCACAUAUUUUGGGCCAGAUGUGACUGCGUCUUUCCUACAGAAGAACAAGUUGAGUUUCAUCGUCAGAAGUCAUGAAUGCAAGCCCGGAGGAUACGAGAUAAUGCAUAAUGGAAACGUAAUAACAAUAUUUUCUGCGUCCAAUUACUACGAACUGGGUUCUAACAAAGGCGCAUACUUGAAACUUUGCGGAAAUUCACUAGAGCGACAAUUUGUACAAUACACGGCAGCCGUAUCCCGCACUCGACGUUUGACGUUCCGCCAAAGAGUGGGCCUCGUGGAAUCUUCUGCUAUGAGGGAAUUACACAAUCAGAUCAUAAUGGUCAGAAGAUCACUGGAAGCUACGUUUCGUAGCAUGGAUUUGGAUCAAAGCGGUUACAUAUCGAUCGGCGACUGGUGCCAAGCCAUGGAGGAGACCACACAUCUAGGACUGCCUUGGAGGAUGCUGAAGGAUAAACUCGUCCGCACUGACCCUGACACUCGUAAAGUGCGUUACAUGGACACUUUUGAACUCAGCACUACAAGACUCGGGCGAAAAACUGACACUCCAACAGUCGUUGAGACGCUUUACAAAAACAAAAGAAGUUUGGAAGCGAUUUUCAAAAUUCUUGAUAAGGAUAAUUCAGGUUACAUAACCCUAGAGGAAUUUUCUGAGGCUUGUCAACUAAUUGGAAAAUAUAUGCCCAACCCAAUGACCCAAGAGCAAUUAGUUGACAUUUGCAGGCUUAUGGAUAUAAAUAAAGAUGGUCUCGUUGAUUUGAAUGAGUUUCUGGAGAGCUUCCGUCUCGCAGAAAAGAGUUUGCAUGAAGAAGAACACGAGUUUGCUGAGAUGCAAGCCACUUGACAGGAGCUGGACCGUCGCCCAAGCAGAACGGCGGUCGAUAAACAUGAGACUGGGCUCGAGAUUGAAAUCCUCAAACUUGAUGACAAUGAAGAAGGCAACACGGGAAAAAACAAGAACGGACAAGCCAAUUUACUGGAUGAAUGCGUCCCUGGCGCCUCUAAAACAAUGGAAGACAUCGAGUUAAUCGAUUAUGAGGAUAUUAAGCGACCUGGCCUAUUAGAAAGUGAUAUUUAAAGUUUUAUAAUGCUUCACUGCCUGCCUUUAAAAGAUCUUGGAAUUUUAUGUACCCUUGAAAAGAUUUUAUAUUUCUAUCGACGUAAUUUUACUCGUUGUUCUUAUAUUAUGUUAAUGUGUGAUUCUGUUUUCGUCUGCGGGGUUUUAAUCUGUUAAUAUGAUCUGUAACGGUUUGAUAUUGUUUAUUAUUUAUUCUUGUAUAAGUAUAAAAAUUCUAACAUUCUUGAUGUAUUCAAUUAUAACUUUCCUAAAAUCUCAAUGCUCGAGAUGUAUUCUAAUAACCUUUUUAGAUACUAUGACAUAAAACCUAUUGGAACUUAAUAUAGCUUAGUCUAUUUUCAUAUUAAAAUUCAUUUAUAAAAUUGGUGCCAAUUAAAAAGAAAUAUAAGAUAACAAAAUUCUACAAUGGUCAAACAUUAUUUAAAUUUAUAUUGUGUGAGAUGAGAUCAAUUAACGAAUGGGAACAAUGAUAUCGAUGAUUAUAAGGCAAUAUAUAUUACCUAUAUACUUAGUCAGAAUCAGUAUAUUUUACACAAUUCGGAAAAGUUUUUACUCAAUUAUAUUAUUCAGAAAAUAUCGUCUUUCUGCUAAAUGUAACAUUUCACCAUUUGUGGUUAUUAAUACAUAAUAUUAUGGAAAUUCUUUCUAUUCUAGACUAAGUCUGUUAGAUUAUUAAAAUAUAUCUUUUGAAUUCAAAUUCAUAUUAUAUAGUAUAUCUAUAAAUUAGCGUGUGUAAUAAUCAAUUGUAGAUGAAGAUGUAUGCAUACAUAUCUUUAUAUUCAAUCAUUAAGCAUUCCAAUCUAUAUUUAUAAAAUUAAAAACAGAUUUAUAUCAUCUGAAGUAUGUAGAGUAAUAUAAAGUGUUAUAUGCAUAAAAUGAGAAAACAUUAUGUUCUUGUAUUUACAAAUUCGUAAUGUUUAACUAGACGCUUUGGAUUUUGGUAAUAAUUAAUGGCUUAAAUAUGAAGUGCUUUUUGGGAAAUUAUGAAACUUAACUUUUAGAUAACUGUAUAACGUAAAACUUAUUUGACAAUCUGUACUUUCAAAGAUUUCGCUCGGUGAAUAGGUAAAUCGAAACAGUAUUAGCGUAUUCGAUUUACGCAAUAAAUAUAUUUAAAAUACUGUUACUUGUCACCCAAUAGCAUUUUCAACUAUAAAUAAAUACUCAUAUUUUAUAAACAAUGUAAUUAAAUACUAUAUUUCGCUCUCGGAAUUUAUGAAAUUCUUAUUUUAAUUUUAUACUGUACUACUUUAUCUUAAAAUUUUUCUCACUAUUACGAUUCUCUAGCUAAUAUAUUGUGUAUUUUUAAUAUUAUUGUCCAAUAAAUUGUGAUAUUGCAA
Messenger RNA from Manduca sexta (tobacco hornworm), 4095 nucleotides. It is a transcript of the gene rdgC, whose product is annotated as serine/threonine-protein phosphatase rdgC. The record is from RefSeq and is a predicted model, not a curated record. Gene Ontology annotation, biological process: detection of stimulus involved in sensory perception. The transcript has 15 exons. Gene Ontology annotation, cellular component: nucleus; cytosol. Gene Ontology annotation, molecular function: iron ion binding; manganese ion binding; calcium ion binding. Lineage: Eukaryota; Metazoa; Arthropoda; Insecta; Lepidoptera; Sphingidae. The coding region runs from base 419 to 2521 and encodes 700 amino acids.